Molecule: messenger RNA, 2342 nt
Organism: Oncorhynchus tshawytscha (Chinook salmon)
Lineage: Eukaryota; Metazoa; Chordata; Actinopteri; Salmoniformes; Salmonidae
Exons: 8
Coding region: 990-2342 (450 amino acids)
Source: RefSeq, a predicted model, not a curated record
UGGUCUGUUGCUGCUAGAGAAACGGUGAGCAGGGAGAUAAGGAGAGAGAAAGAGAGCACACGCUUGAAGCAGGGGGAGGUGAAAAAGUAAAGGAGAAAAAAAUCAGGCUGAGAAAGCGAAGAAAAGGAGAGAGAAAGAAAGGAAACAGAGCAGCGGGCCAACCAGCGUCGGUGUGUCCUCCAGGUGGUGUGGGUGUGAGUGAAACAUUGGGCAGACGCCCUGGCAGAGUAGCAGCCACAGUGUCCCUGAGGGGCCUGGUCGGGAGGACAAGGACAGCGAGGCAGGAGGAGGACACACAGGAAAAGUAUGUGGACUCAGACAGAGUGAUAGAGAGUGAGAGCUGAGCUAGUGAAAUAUCAGAAGCCCUCCCCUGAGAGUGGCCCUGUUCAGAUAGCUGAUAGCUGAGAGAGAGGCUGUGGGUUACAGCUGCACUGCCGCCCUUCAGUGACAGAAUAAACAAAAACAAACCUACACAGGAAGAAACAAGCUGCUGAGAAACAGGGAACAAAGUGGUGUGGAGGUGAACAAAGGACGUGAGCAAAUGCAGCAGUACUCCAGGGCUUCAGGAUCAAAGCUCGACGACUUCAACUGAAUGUGGACUCUGAGGAUUGGGACCAGGAAUAAAACUAUAGGAUUAGGGUCUGUUAUCAAGGGCUUUCUGACUGGCAGGAUUUUGUGCUGGUGUGUGCAGGAGAACUCUCUUUGUCUGGGAUGUGAGCUCUGCUACUGAACCGUGGAACAAGGCGGGGGGCCAGGGGGGAGCGUAGGAGGGAGAGUGACUGACAGACCGAUUGGGAGGUUGAAGUGUUGGCAGUAGCAGACAAAGUUUGAUAGACAGAGUUUUUUCUGGGAGCGAGGGAGGGAGAGAAGAAGAGGGAGAGAGAGAGAGAGAGAGAGAGAGAGAAGAAGAGGGAGAGAGAGAAGAAGAGGGAGAGAGGGAUGGUGGUUUCUUCCUUCAGUCCUCUCCGUCGUGCCCAGAGCUUCCAGAGAUGAGUCAGAGAAAGCUGACACGACAGAUGAAUCUGUGGGAGACCCCCGAGGGGUUGACCACGCCCAGCCUGACCCCCACCUCUCCCUACGUCACCUCCGCUAACUCACCAGUGUCCCCUGAUCACGACCACACUCGGGGACACGGGAAUUCCGUGUUUUUCCGCCGUAUGAAGCUCAACCGCAGUAUAGAGCGCAGACUGUCGUCUCAGUCUCACCUUCCUCUCAGUUUUGACUCAGAGAAUGGUCCUUCGCCCGGCCGCAGCCCAAUGGAUUCGCAGGCGAGUCCUGUGCUGGGGCUGCACCCCUCCUUUACCACAGAGGGGUGCAGGAGUCGCGGGGAGCGCAGGGAGUCCUUCCUGUACCGAUCAGACUCCGACUAUGACAUGUCCCCCAAGAACAUGUCACGCAACUCCUCCAUCAACAGUGAGGGGCAUGCAGAAGAUCUCAUAGUCACCCCUUUUGCUCAGGUGUUGGCCAGUCUACGAACUGUAAGAAGCAACUUCACCAUCCUCGCCAAUGUCACGACACCCACUAACAAGAGGUCACCAGUGACAAGCCAUCCCACUGUUCCCCAGGCAACACUCUCUGAUGAGACGUACCAGCAGAUGGCAAGGGAGACUCUGGCUGAGUUAGACUGGUGUCUGGACCAGCUGGAGACCAUCCAGACCCACCGCAGUGUCGGUGACAUGGCCUCCAACAAGGUACUACCACUUCUACCACUUCCAUUACCCUACACCAUCACUACCACUAGGCCCCUGACCACCCGAGAACUGCAUGUAGGGACGGACUGUGAGCACCAGUGGACCCUGUCCUUCUCCCCCUCCACCCCUCGCCCCCGCCACCCUCGGCGGGGGGAAGCUGUCGCUCUGGAGUGUCCCGGCCUGGCCGGCUGCGGCCUACACGCUGCCCACACGCUGACGACGAAUCCCUCCUCAUGCUGCUGGGACACCUGCAGCGCCCCCACCCCCAGCCCGCUCCACUACCGGUCCUCCUGUCUGGGCAAGCGCCCCUCGCCCCCCGUCACCCUAAGUAUGGGUGUGGUAGAGGCCAUUGACCCCGCCUCGCCGUCCCCUUGCCCCUCGCCCGUGCCAGGCGGCUACCGGCUGCCCCGCUCUUCCACCAGCUACAGCCAGCUGCAGGGGAGGGGAGGGGGGCCAGACCUGGAGCUGGACCUAGGUGCGGCUGCCGGAGGGGUUCUGGAAGGGUCUGGGAUGGCAGCGGAGCGCAGGACACCUCUAGUAGACCUGUUCUGUGAGACCUGCUCGAGACCCUGGCUCAUCGGAUGGUGGGACCAGGUAGGGCUAGUAGGGGAAGGGAACCAGGCCAGACAGACAGGCAGCCAUCUUGGAUAG